CUUCCUCCCCCUUUCACCCGUGUCCUGCAAGCCGCUCAUUCCGUAUACCCCGACUCAGCCUCUCCUUGCAAAAGACACAACACACGCGAAGUCACAACAUGUUCGCUACACUCUUUUCAGUCACUCUCUUUGUCGCCCUUGCCAUUCAAGGCGCAUUAGCUGAUUUUACGAUUUACACCCCCGCUCUUGUCCAGUGUACAGGUGCUCAAAUCACUUGGACAGAGUCAAUUUCUCCCUACAACCUUGUUGUAGUUUCCGCAGAUGACGUCUGUGGCGACGCUCUUGUUAACCUAGGUAACAUAACCGGCCUUUCAACGGAAUGGACAGUCAAUAUCGCUGCUGGCACCCCGAUCGUGCUCGCGCUCGAGGAUGCUGAAGGAAAUGAGGCCUGGAGUGGAACUGUCACUGUGGCAGCUAGUAGUGAUUCGUCAUGCUUGACGAGCUCCACCCCAUCUGUCAUUUCCUCAAGUGGCACUACGCUAACAGUUGCCGCCUCCACUGCAUCCCCGACGACCACAUAUGCUCCUGCUGGCGCUGCUAAUGCAGGUCUUGCUCCCGCUUCUGGCGCCUUGUCAAUCCGCCCUCUCACCGCAUUGACCACCGUUGUCUCUGGACUCUUGGCAUUUAUUGUCUUUGCUCUGUAAUGGCCUCGAUACCCACACCUUUAUGACGGGUGAUACCCCGCUGGCCGAACUAUUCAUCUUUACAAUUAUCCUGGUGAUGCCACGAAUACCUUUACCUUAUCCACGUCUGGAGCUGGGUUUCCUUUUCUUUCUUUUUUAUUGGUGAUUUAUGUCAGGUGCGCGAGGUGUUGCUACUAUUUCACUAGAUGUGAUAGGUUUCAUAUCCUGGUUCGACUGUAUUUUGGAAUCAAAUUUUGUAGCAUGUUUCCGUGGGCUAUUUGAUGUCUUGGGGUAGAUGUUGACCGUUUGAGGUCCCGAGCUGGCGUGGUCAGUGGCCCCAUCGAAAAUCAUGUUGCAACGUAUGUAGUACACGCCAAUAACACGUUAUUUAUCUCAUGUUC
This is a messenger RNA of Suillus paluster, 1024 nucleotides long. RefSeq lists its product as uncharacterized. The record is from RefSeq and is a predicted model, not a curated record. Bases 99 to 644 code for a protein of 181 amino acids. Lineage: Eukaryota; Fungi; Basidiomycota; Agaricomycetes; Boletales; Suillaceae. The transcript is spliced from 5 exons.